AUGCUGCCUCUGCUAUUGUUCCCCCUCGUGGUGGCUCUGCCCCACCCAGGGUCUGAAGCAGAGACCCAGGUGAUCUACAUCCGUGGUAAACGAGAUGUCUUCACGAAUUAUCCAUACACUGGACCGGCGGUUCCAAUCGCCGAUUGGGCAGAUCAGAGCGUCAAUGGGAAUGAUGCCUACACCGAUCAGUAUGCCAAUGGUACAGGGAACAACCCUCAGCCAGGUUUCCCUCGACUGCAGGAGCCGCCUGCUGUCUGGCCGUCAGGCCCCAAUCCCACGAAUAAUAUCAACACGAUCUCGACCGCCUAUGUUCCUGGUGGAAUCAACAUUCAUUUCUCCACCCCUUUUGGUAUUGACGGCGAGCCUUGUGUCAACUACGGAACAGACAUGUACAACUUGAACACCAAUGUGAAAGGAACAACAACCACGUACGACCGCACCCCUCCCUGUUCUGCGUAUGACUCCGUUACUUUGUGCUCUCAGUUCUUUCACAAUGUUCAACUCACCGGUCUCCAACCGGGAACGACCUACUUCUAUCAGAUCCCAGGUGGCAACGGCACGACGCCAAGCCAUGUGUUGCAAUUCACGACUGCUCGCGCUCCAGGAGAUCCUACACCCUUUUCUGUCGCCGUGGUCAACGACAUGGGAUAUACCAAUGCCAAAGGGACCCACGCCCAGCUCAUCGAAGCAGUCACCACUGGAGUGUCAUUCGCCUGGCACGGUGGCGAUAUUUCAUACGCUGACGACUGGUUCGAAGGGAUCUUGCCAUGUGUGCUUAGCGGUCCGGAUGCUGAAAAUUGCUACAACGGGACCGAUUCCACUGUUCCCCCUGGUGAUGACUUCGACUACUAUACGCCCGUCCCCGUUGGAGAGAUGCCCAACCAGGGAGGACCUCAAGGUGGAGACUUUUCCACCAUGUACGAGACCAACUGGGAUCUGUGGCAGAAUUGGAUGAACCCAAUCACUACCAGAAUUCCCUACAUGACCAAUCCUGGGAAUCACGAAGCGACCUGCGCUGAGUUUGAUGGUCCGAACGGCGAGCUUUACGCCUACCUGGUAAACGAUCAGAUCAAUGGAACAGCAAAUGGAACGUUGAACUACUACAGCUGCCCGCCUAGCCAGAGAAACUUUACUGCAUACCAGCAUCGUUUCCGAAUGCCCGGAGAUGACUCUGGAGGUCGAAGUAAUUUCUGGUAUUCGUUCGAUUACGGCCUUGCACACUUUAUCUCUUUCGAUGGGGAAACAGACUAUUACCAAUCACCGGAGUCCCCAUUCGUGGCGGAGCUCACUGGCAAUGAGACCAUGCCUUCGGAGAAAGAAGCCAGAUUAACCUCAUCCGGUCCGUUCGGAUACAUCGAUGGAAAUUACACCAACAAUGCUAAUUAUGAGCAAGUCCAAUGGCUCCAGAAAGACCUCGCCAGCGUGAACCGUACCAAGACGCCUUGGAUCUUUGCCAUGACGCAUCGGCCGAUGUACUCCUCCGAAGUAGCUGCGUAUCAAAAGCACAUGCGUAAUGCUUUUGAGCAGAUCCUGCUCGAUCAUAAGGUCGACGCCUAUUUAGCUGGACACAUCCAUUGGUACGAGCGCAUGUAUCCCCUCGGAACGAACGGAACCAUCGUGGAAAGUAAUUUUGUCAACAACAAUACCUACAUCACUGGCAAUGGCAAGUCACUAACUCACCUUGUCAAUGGAAUGGCUGGCAAUAUCGAAUCCCAUUCCACCCUAUCGUAUGAUGACCUACCAAGGCUCAAUAUCACUGCGUAUCUUGACCAGGAGCACUAUGGUUUCAGCCGCCUGACUGUUAUCAAUGCCACAACGUCUUUGUGGGAAUACAUUCAUGGAGAUGAUGGGCAGUGCUGGGACUACGUCUACAUGCAGAAGGAAUGA
Molecule: messenger RNA, 1887 nt
Organism: Kockovaella imperatae
Lineage: Eukaryota; Fungi; Basidiomycota; Tremellomycetes; Tremellales; Cuniculitremaceae
Product: Metallo-dependent phosphatase-like protein
Exons: 1
Coding region: 1-1887 (628 amino acids)
Molecular function (GO): acid phosphatase activity; metal ion binding
Source: RefSeq, a predicted model, not a curated record